AUGUUGGCUGGAGCCUUCACCUCCGCGAGGCUCUCAUACCGGGCAGUGGAGGACACCGAAGCCGAGAAGACAUGGUACCACGAGCACAUCCGGAGCGAUCCAGUUACUUUCGGCCUCGGCGACUCCAAUCUUGUGCGUCCGCAAACAAAGACCAAGAGUGAUGACCACCUGAGCGGCAUUUCAAAGUCGCUGCUCGGCGUGGUCAUCUGCCUCAAGCCGCAGUCAGAGACUGUGCAGCCUACGCCGAUUGGUGUGCUUGUCCUUGACGAUGAGGCGAGCGACAACUAUCGCCACCAUCACCGAUUAGCCUGCUUAUCGUUGUCAAUCGCCACGGAACACCAGAACCAGGGCUAUGGCCGCGAGGCGAUCAACUGGGCGGUCGACUGGGCAUUUCUAAGGGCCAACAUCCACUCAAUCAGUCUUGGCUGCGUGGAAUACAACGAAAAGGGCCGCCACCUGUACGAGGGGCUCGGUUUCGUGCUGGAAGGCAGAUUCAGAAAGUGCCAUUUCCACGAGCGUAGAUGGUGGGAUUUGCUGCUAUUCUCCAUGCUUGAGGAAGAAUGGGAGGCGCUCCGUGCGAGUCGGGACACUCCAGUCAAUACUUGA
This is a messenger RNA of Microdochium trichocladiopsis, 606 nucleotides long. RefSeq names its product acyl-CoA N-acyltransferase. The transcript has a single exon. Gene Ontology annotation, molecular function: acyltransferase activity, transferring groups other than amino-acyl groups. Bases 1 to 606 code for a protein of 201 amino acids. The record is from RefSeq and is a predicted model, not a curated record. Lineage: Eukaryota; Fungi; Ascomycota; Sordariomycetes; Xylariales; Microdochiaceae.